GAACUUUGGAAGCACACCUCUGUAAACUCGCAGAAACUAACUUUGCCUCUCAGCUGUACCUAACUACAUUUCUGGAAAAACAAUGAAACUUUUUCUUGGGCUUUUGUUACUCUGUGUAACAUCUUUAUCAGCAUUUGCUCUUGAAAAUAAUGCUCUAAACAAAUACUGUGAAAAAUGUUUAGAAGAAAGUGUCGUAUCCGGAUACUAUGAACAUCCAAAACGUUGUGAUGCCUAUGUACAAUGCCAGUUUAUUAAUAAAACAUUGAUUGCUCAUGAAAUGUUUUGCAAUGAAGGAACAUGUUAUAACAAAGACAUUCAAAACUGCGACUAUUGUUCAAAAACUAUAUGCCAGAAAAAAUGUAAUUAUGAAACAAAGUUUAAGGAUGUUUUCUCUUGCAACAAAUAUUUUGAAUGCGACCAAUCGGGUUUCGAUUACGAAGCAAAAUUUUGCCCGAUUCAACACAGAUUCGACGAAAAAACAUCACGCUGUGUUUCAGAUUUCAGAUGUGUAGGACCUAUUAUCACGAGACCGUGUUCUGAAACAUUCAAGCCGUCUAAAAGUAUAGGAAAAUUUUGGCAGAAGAAUGCUGUAGGUUGGAUUGAAAAGGAUUGUGGUCCUGGUACUGGGUUCGACGUCAAAACAUGCACUUGUGGUAAAAUGAUUCCUCUGCCUGAAGAGAAAACUUGUCUAUUGGUUGAUCUUCCGCUGAAGAGCAAUUCUUUUGAACUCUCCAAUAAAUGGUAUGUGGAAAAUGUUGACGUUACUUUUCGUAACAAUGCUGCUGUAUUUACUACUGGUUCUGCCCUGGUGAUUCCAGUUUUGACAAACAACGAUUUAGGUAACAGUGUUGAAAUUAGUAUGAACUUUUAUCUUAAAAGUUCUCCCAAAGAUUCGUACGCCAUUAUGACUAACGGAAACUGCGAUCGUAAGCCUUCAAUCAGUAUUGAAGUCGAAAAUGCAAACACCUUCCCAACAGUUGUUGGCUUCAUGAAAUUAGAAGGAUAUAUGUUCCCAGUACAAAUAAAGAAAAGAGUGGAAUUAAACCAAUGGUAUAGUAUCAAAUUUGGAAAGUCAAACGAUAAAGUGCGAAUGUACUUGAAUGGCCAACUUGUAGAAGAAAAAACAAUUCCGGGUUAUAUCGAAACAGUUGACAGUGCACUGAGUAUUGGAAAACCCUGUUCUUCUAACCCUUUCAUUGGUUCAGUAAACGAGUUCAAGCUCACCAAAUGCCCAUCAUGGUAAACAUACUAUAACAGUUCACGUUCAAUGAAAACAACUUAUGGAAAGAGAAUUUGAUGUUUAACAAUAUAUUUAUUACUUUCCUUUUUUAAUUGAAUAAAUGUAUGAAUCAACUACUAAAGUUGGCAUUAACAAUUGCUAAAAA
Messenger RNA from Octopus bimaculoides (California two-spot octopus), 1385 nucleotides. RefSeq lists its product as uncharacterized. Lineage: Eukaryota; Metazoa; Mollusca; Cephalopoda; Octopoda; Octopodidae. Gene Ontology annotation, cellular component: extracellular region. The record is from RefSeq and is a predicted model, not a curated record. Gene Ontology annotation, molecular function: chitin binding.